CCCUGAGGACACAGUACGUAGGCCUGGCUCCCUGCAGAGCUCCCCGGGUUGAUGCUGAUGUUGGGGGAAUGGAGGGGAGAGUUCAGGGUCUGCUCUGUGCCCACCACACUGGGUGCAAAGGAAGUGAGUACCACAUGCUGGGUCUGUGGCCGGGAGCCACGCUGCGCCCCUCCCGUCCCCCGGAGUUCCGGCUGGUCAACGGCAGCAGCGGCUGUGCAGGGCGGGUGGAGCUCCAGGUGCAGGGGACCUGGGCACCCCUCUGUGCUGCUCACUGGGACCUCGCAGACGCCACCGUCCUCUGCCACCAACUCAGCUGUGGCAAUGCGGUGGCCACACCCGGGGGAGGCCACUUUGGGGGAGGUGACAGUCCCAUCUGGCCCGACGUGUUUCACUGUGUGGGGACGGAGCCCCAUUUGUGGAGCUGCACACCCAGCACCCUGGGGGCCCCCGCCUGUGCCCCAGGAAAUGCAGCCUCUGCCGUCUGCUCAGGUCUCCCUGACGCCCUGCGGCUGAGGGAGGGACAGAGCCGCUGUGAUGGGCGCGUGGAGAUCUCCCUGGACGGGCUGUGGGGCCGCGUCCUGGAGGAGGCCUGGGACCUGCGGGGCGCGGAGGUCGCGUGCCGGCAGCUCCAGUGCGGAGGGGCCGAGCGGGCCUACGACGCCCCUGUCCCCGGCCGCGGGGCCGUCCCUGUGGGGCUGAGCCGUGUGCGCUGUGUGGGCAACGAGAGCCGCCUGGCCGAGUGCGACGUGUCCGCGUCGCGGCUGGUGCCCGCGGGGUCCUUGCGGGAUGCGGGCGUCGUCUGCUCAGGGAGCCUCCUCCGUUUGCGGCUGGCGGCCGGGCCGGGCCGCUGCGCGGGGCGCGUGGAAGUGCUCCGCGGCGGCGCGUGGGGCACGGUGUGUGACGACGGCUGGGACCUGCGGGACGCCCACGUGGUCUGCAGGCAGCUGGGCUGUGUCCGGGCCGUGGGCGCCCCGGGGUCCGCCCACUUCGGGGCGGGGUCCGGGCGCAUCUGGCUGGACGAACUGCGCUGCGGUGGCCAUGAGUCUGCGCUGUGGCAGUGCCCGUCGGGAGGCUGGGGUCGGCACGACUGCAGGCACAAGGAGGACGCCGGCGCCGUCUGCUCACAGUCGGUGGCCCUGAGGCUGCGAGGGGGCCCCCAGCGCUGUGCUGGGUGGCUGGACGUGCUCUACAAUGGGACGUGGGGCUCCGUGUGCGGCAACUCUCUGAAGGAGGCCUCGGUGUCCACCAUCUGCUAGCAGCUGGGGUGUAGAGGCGGGGGUGGGGGGCUGGAGAAGGGGCCCGUCCCCGCGGCAGGCCUGGGCAUGGCCUGGCUGGACCACAUCGAGUGCCACUGCUUGCCCGUCCUGUCCCUGUGUCAGUGCCCCUCAGCCCCGUGGCACCCAUUCUACUGAGCCCGCGGGGAGGAGGUCUGGAUCACCUGUGCAGGUGGGCCCCGCUGCGUGCAGUCACGGAGGAGGCGGGGAGGCGGGUCGGAGAAACAGGCAGAGGCUUCCGCAGAGCCGCCCAACUGCUUGGUGCCGCACGCCUGCCCAGAGGAGGGGCAGCUGCGCUUGCGCGGGGGUGAGGACGGCUGCUCCGGACGCGUGGAGCUCUGGCACGCCGGCUCCUGGGGCACCGUGUGUGACGAUUCCUGGGACCUGGCCGUCGCGGACGUCGUGUGCCGCCAGCUGGGCUGUGGCCCCGCCCUGAGCGCCCUGAGGGAGGCCGCCUUCGGCCCGGGCUCGGGGCCCGUGUGGCUGGACGAGGUGGGGUGCCGGGGCAGCGAGGCGUCCCUCUGGAGCUGCCCUGCGGAGCCCUGGGGACAGGGAGACUGUGCGCACAAGGAGGACGCGGGCGUGCGCUGCGCGGGUGACAGGUGGACCACCGCCCUGCCCCAGGCAUUGGGCACUGCCCCGGCCCCCCCACCCAUCCCCGAGGCUGGGACUCUUCCUGUGACCAUCUGCUUCAUCCUUGGGACCCUCCUGGGUGUCGUCUUGUUGGUCCUGGGGGCUCAGUGGUGUUGCUGCCAAGAGACCUGCAGGGGCUCUGGAGUGACCGGGAGUGCCCCCUUGGAGGGCGUGUACGAGGACAUUGGAGACAUGCCCACGAGGGAGAAGGACGAGGGGCUGCAAGGGGCCGGGGACCUGGAGCUGGAGGAGGAGUACGACGACGCGGGGGAGCCUGGGGAGGAGCCCGAGGAGGAGGAGGACGAGGAGCAGCUCCUGAGCCCCGAGGUUCUGGAAUCCAGAAGUCCGAGACUGAGGUGUCAGCAGGGCCGCACUCUCCAGAGCCUCCAUGGAGACCCCCUCCUUGCCUUCUCCAGCUGCUGGUGGCCCCGGGAGACACUGGCCUGGGGGCUCCACUACUCCAACUGCUACCUCUGUGGCCGGCCCUGUGGAGUGGCCUCCGUGGACUCACAGGCCCUGGCCAAUGGGGUGGUCGGGAUUCAGGACUUGGAGAGGACCGCCAUCCCGGUCUUGUCAGACCUUCCAGAACAUCGGCACAGCUGGGUCACGUCCCCGCCUGUGAGCAGACCCAGGGUGGCUCCAGCAGAGUGUCCAGGGAUGGCAGUGUCCCCUCCGCGGCUGUGGCCCCUUCUCCUGGCCUGCUGGACCCUCUGUCUGGGCCUGGCCGGGGAGGAGUUCCUGCGUGCCCACGGGGGCAGAAACAACUGUGAGGGCCUGGUCCAGGUCGGGCACCGCGGGCAGCAGGGGCUCGUGUGCGGGGACCGCUGGAGCCUGGCAGAAGCUUCCGUGAUCUGCAGACAUCUCGACUGCGGCACUGCCAUGGGAUCCCCCACCUACGUGCUGAGACCCCAGGAGAUGGAGUCGCCCUGGAUGCAGGGGCCCAGCUGCCAGGGCACAGAGGCCUCACUGUGGGAAUGCUCACUGGGGGCCUGGGGGCCGCUGAACGACUGCGAGUGCAGGUGUGUGGCGGUGAUUGUCUGCUCAGGUGGGAUCAUCUGAGGAGUCCAGCUGAGAGGUGGAGGCAGCCCCUGUGCUGGGACCCCCGAGCUGGUAAAUCUGGAUGACAACAACGUAAUGUGUGAAUUGUAUAAGGAGGAGGCGAAUGUUUUCUGCAAACAGCUCUCAUGUGGCCCAGCUGUGAAGUGGUCCGGAUCCCACCUCAGAGGGGGCCUGGGGGUCGAGGGGCAGAAGGCUGUGACCUGCCAGGCGACAGAUUCCAGCAUCUUAAGCUGCAGGUUCAACCUGAACUUCCUGGGACAGUGUGACCUCUCGUUGCACACCGAGGUGGUGUGCUCAGAGCACACGGAGGCCCGGCUGGUGGGCGGAGAGCACCCCUGCGCAGGGCGCCUGGAGGUGAGGCGUGGGCUGACCUGGGGCACCGUCUGUGAUGCCGACCUGGACCUGGCCAUGGCCCACGUCGUCUGCCGGGAGCUACAGUGCGGCUCGGCUGUCUCCAUGCCCGGGGGCGCCCACUUCGGCCGUGGCUCUGGGCUCGUGUGGACAGAGGCCUUCCGGUGUGUGGGCAACGAGUCCCUGCUGUUCAACUGCCCCCGGGGGCCUGGGCACCAGGAGCCGUGUGGACACAGCCGGGAUGCCGGGCUCAGGUGCUCGGGGGACAAGUUCCGGCUGGUCAACGGCAGCAGCGGCUGUGCAGGGCGGGUGGAGCUCCAGGUGCAGGGGACCUGGGCACCCCUCUGUGCCGCUCACUGGGACCUCGCAGACACCACCGUCCUCUGCCACCAACUCAGCUGUGGCAAUGCGGUGGCCACACCCGGGGGAGGCCACUUUGGGGGAGGUGACGGUCCCAUCUGGCCCGACGUGUUUCACUGUGUGGGGACGGAGCCCCAUUUGUGGAGCUGCACACCCAGCACCCUGGGGGCCCCCGCCUGUGCCCCAGGAAAUGCAGCCUCUGCCGUCUGCUCAGGUCUCCCUGACGCCCUGCGGCUGAGGGAGGGACAGAGCCGCUGUGAUGGGCGCGUGGAGAUCUCCCUGGACGGGCUGUGGGGCCGCGUCCUGGAGGAGGCCUGGGACCUGCGGGGCGCGGAGGUCGCGUGCCGGCAGCUCCAGUGCGGAGGGGCCGAGCGGGCCUACGACGCCCCUGCCCCCGGCCGCGAGGCCGUCCCUGUGGGGCUGAGCCGUGUGCGCUGUGUGGGCAACGAGAGCCGCCUGGCCGAGUGCGACGUGUCCGCGUCGCGGCUGGUGCCCGCGGGGUCCUUGCGGGAUGCGGGCGUCGUCUGCUCAGGGAGCCUCCGCGUGCGGCUGGCGGCCGGGCCGGGCCGCUGCGCGGGGCGCGUGGAGGUGCUCCGCGGCGGCGCGUGGGGCACGGUGUGUGACGACGGCUGGGACCUGCGGGACGCCCACGUGGUCUGCAGGCAGCUGGGCUGUGGCCGGGCCGUGGGCGCCCCGGGGUCUGCCCACUUCGGGGCGGGGUCCGGGCAAAUCUGGCUGGACGAGCUGCGCUGCGGGGGCCAUGAGUCUGCGCUGUGGCAGUGCCGGUCGGGAGGCUGGGGUCGGCACGACUGCAGGCACAAGGAGGACGCCGGCGCCAUCUGUUCAGAGUUGCUGGACCUGAGGCUGCAGAACCGCAGCCAGCCCUGCGCUGGGCGGCUGGAAGUUUUUUACAAUGGCACCUGGGGGGGCGUCUGCCAGACGCUGAGUGCCGUUUCCCUGGGGGUCCUGUGUGCGCAGCUGGGCUGUGGACCCUAUGGGCAGCUGCUGGCUGGGGCUGGGACCGGGCCGCCCCCUGGGGCCCUCUGGGUGGCCUCUGUUCAGUGCCGAGACAGGUAUGACAACUCCCUGUGGCAGUGCCCCUCGGACCCCUGGGAUCAGCAAUCCUGCUCCCACCCAGAGGAAGCCUGGGUGGCCUGUACAGAAAAUGAGGGAGCAGCUACUCAGGGCACAGAGGCACCCCUCAACUGUUCGGCCACUCAGCCCUGCCCAGAGGAGGGGCGGCUGCGCUUGCGCGGGGGUGAGGACGGCUGCUCCGGACGCGUGGAGCUCUGGCACGCCGGCUCCUGGGGCACCGUGUGUGACGAUUCCUGGGACCUGGCCGACGCGGACGUCGUGUGCCGCCAGCUGGGCUGUGGCCCGGCCCUGAGCGCCCUGGGGGAGGCCGCCUUCGGCCCGGGCUCGGGGCCCGUGUGGCUGGACGAGGUGGGGUGCCGGGGCAGCGAGGCGUCCCUCUGGAGCUGCCCUGCGGAGCCCUGGGGACAGGGAGACUGUGCGCACAAGGAGGACGCGGGCGUGCGCUGCGCGGGUGACAGGUGGACCACCUCCCUGCCCCAGGCACUGGGCACUGCCCCGGCCCCCCCACCCAUCCCUGAGGCUGGGACCCUUCCUGUGACCAUCUGCUUCAUCCUUGGGACCCUCCUGGGUGUCGUCUUGUUGGUCCUGGGGGCUCAGUGGUGUCGCUGCCGAGAGACCUGCAGGGGCUCUGGAGUGACCGGGAGUGCCCCCUUGGAGGGCGUGUACGAGGACAUUGGAGACAUGCCCACGAGGGAAAAGGACGAGGGGCUGCAAGGGGCCGGGGACCCGGAGCUGGAAGAGGGGUACGAUGACGCGGGGGAGCCUGGGGAGGAGCCCGAGGAGGAGGAGGACGAGGAGCGGCUCCUGAGCCCCGAGGGUGGGGCUGGGAUGGAUGGCCAAGGAGACCCCUGCCCAGGACAUGAUGACCCUGAGCAAGCACUGGGGAGCCUCAGCGAGGGGCAGAGAGCCGGUGGCCAUGGAGGGAGCACGGAGGCGAGGGGGAGCCGUGGAUGUUGCAGGAGGAGACAGAGGACGCGGGAGGAGGCUCCCAGACCCCGUGUGGAGUGUGCUUUCCUCCGCAGAGUCCAGGGAGGCCCAGGGGUCUCCCCUGAGAUGAUCCAUGAGCAGAGCUUCGUGGGGUGAGGGCCUCUGAUGGCCUGCACGGUGAUGGCCAGUUGACCCAGUGACCACAGCAAGGACGACUUGGAGUAGUCAGCACCAGAGGGGAGCAUGGGGCGGCCAUCAUUUCUCAAGCGUCAGCACCCCUGUGACGGGCACCUCAAGGUGUCCUUCCCUGCUGCACUGCAAGAGGGCACCUGCUCCGCUGCAGAAGAGCCCCCGCCUGCUUGGGAGCACUUUUGAUGUGGCGGCCACAGCGUGUGCAGAGCUUUGAGAGAAGUGCCAUCUUCUCUGGGUCACUGUGUUUCUUCUGCAGCGUGUUCAGGUUGAACUCUGGCUUUCACCAACAGCCCCUCAGUUCCCAGCCGGUCAGAAAGGCUGACCCUUUGAGCGAACGACAGCACCAGUGCAGCCUGGGCGGGGUGCAGGGCAUCUUUGGGGGGUGGGGGAUGGAACGAGGCUUGCAAAUUGGCUGCUUUCCUCCACCAGAGCCUUUCCCGAGGCACAUCCCCAGGCCUGGCCCUGGGGUCUCACCCAGCCAGUCUCGGAGGAGGCCUGAAGGCACAUGUGGUUUCAUCAAGGACAGUGUCCUCCCACUCUCUGCCCGCCUCGGGGCCCCGAGACCCUCCACCACACACGUUUCACUCACAUUAAGCCCAGCUUCUGGUGGGGACUGAGCCCCUUCUCCCCUCCCAGGAGGCUGGGAAACCCUGACUCUUCCCAUGAACCACAGUCCCCUGUGCGUGAUGGCUCCAGUUU
Molecule: messenger RNA, 6590 nt
Organism: Choloepus didactylus (southern two-toed sloth)
Lineage: Eukaryota; Metazoa; Chordata; Mammalia; Pilosa; Megalonychidae
Product: antigen WC1.1-like
Exons: 29
Cellular component (GO): membrane
Source: RefSeq, a predicted model, not a curated record